AGCUCGUUUCUGAGGCGAUGCACAUUCGCCGUCCGCGUGCUGAGCGGCAGCCGAGCGACCCAGCCACUUCGAUAUGGCGGCGAAUCGGUUGGAAAGUCCGGCCGGAACCGGAGACUUUGGCGAAAAUUGACGAGAAGCCGCCGCCGCUCAAGCGUGGCGGGACGAUCGAGGUGAGGGACUCUCUCGACUCGAUUCCGUCUCCUCGUGGCACGUUCAACGAAGCCGAGGUGCUUCCGCUGAGGACGGUGCCGCUCCGCCUGUGGGCCACGUCUCGCGGCCUGGCGGUCGAGGUGCAGAGGGCUGACGGAGGAGACCCAGAGCCGGGCGCGUGCAGCGGCUCCUCUCUGCUGCAGCGCCCCGCGAUCGACCUGCGAAAGGAGCUCGAGGACACGUCGCGCAGGGCACGUUCUGUGUGCUGGGGCGCUGACUUGUCCCCGUCUCUCUUUCCCCUCUUCCCCGACGACAUGCCAGCAGCCAUGCAGAUGGUGCACGGCCUCCGGCCGUUCCGCUGGCGGGCGUCCGCCGACCUCCCUCCGCUAGUGUCACCGCUCUCCAUCGCCCAGGGCGACGAGGAUGAUGACGAUAGCGCGAUGGCGGAAUGGCUGGAGCGGGUCGGCCGGUCGUGAACACCACCGGUGAAUGUGAAGCGCGUGUAGCUGUGGUAAAAGUUGUUGUGCGGGCCGCGUCGUCUCGCAUAUGUGCGGCACGGGCGGACAUGAUUACU
Messenger RNA from Emiliania huxleyi CCMP1516, 724 nucleotides. RefSeq lists its product as hypothetical. Bases 18 to 626 code for a protein of 202 amino acids. Lineage: Eukaryota; Haptophyta; Isochrysidales; Noelaerhabdaceae. The transcript has a single exon. The record is from RefSeq and is a predicted model, not a curated record.